CGCGAAGGCGGCCUACCACCGGAAGCGAUCCGAGAUUGGGAUGUGCUCGCCGCGAUACUGGGCACCAUUGCCGUCUUUUCCGACCAGGCAAAUCGCAAGGGCAUUCAGUCGGAGCUCGGCUCUCGCUGUUCUAUGGACCGCGGCUUGCGCGAGUUCGCAUUCAUAUCAACCUGCCUCCUGCUCGGCGCGUCGUUCGAUCGGGAGCGUGGAGUUGCCGUACAUGACCGCCCUGCGUCCCUCGGCACCGUCUUCCGCGACACCAACAUGGCGUCUUCCAUGGCCCUGGUGGAUAUCUCGGACCUGGACGCGAUACGCUAUGGCGUCGUCGCCUUCCGCUUGAUAGUCAUGAUCCACGUAUCCGGGAACCCCGAUGGAUCCGACGACUCCGACGGAGAGGAGGUUUGGGGAGACGGUCCCGGACAUCGGGAUGUCGACCUGGAGGAGGACCGGACGCGAGACCCGCUCUCCACCGCGGCGUGGGCCCAAACAGUCGAAAAUUCCCAGCCUCUGGCCCACGGACUUAGCAGCACAACGGACUUCAAAGCCGUGCUCCGGCGCCACCUACAACAGCAAUCCCCAACAAUCGGCCACCUGCGAUCCACCGGCCAACUCCUGGGCCUUGCUUUCGCUCACGAGCCGCACCUCAACCUCGACCCCUUCGCCAACCUCUCGGCCGUCGCCAUCGCGGCUGCACUUGAAACGACCCCGAUCCCGCCCACAUCGAUCAGUCUGACCAUCAACAUGCUCCUCAACCCCGUCAACCUCUAUCAUCGACACCCUCACCGCACACCCCUCCCUCCAAGCCCUCUAUCUCCUCCAAAGCCAACCCGUUCCUCAAAUCACGCCAGCACGACCUUCUUCCUCACCAUAGCCUCCCACCUAAGAAAUCCUCCCGCCCGCCUCCCCCACCCUCACCUCUCCGGCGCGCAUUCCGCCCCGCUCCGCAAGAAAAUCUUCCUUCCCGUCCGUGUCACCUUCCUCCUCUCCAGCAACAUUUCCAACCACCAAUUCUUCUACGUCGGCGACUCCCUCCUCCCGCCCUACCGCUUCGCCGCCGGUUUCCUAUUAUAUCUCCGCUCCCUGCUCACGUCCACCCACGCACCCCGCUUCGCAGGCGACAGCCCGACGUCGCUGCGGAAAUGCGAGGUGAUUUUCACAGAAGUAGCCUGGAAGAUGAAGUAG
This is a messenger RNA of Parathielavia appendiculata, 1182 nucleotides long. RefSeq lists its product as uncharacterized. The record is from RefSeq and is a predicted model, not a curated record. Lineage: Eukaryota; Fungi; Ascomycota; Sordariomycetes; Sordariales; Chaetomiaceae. Bases 133 to 1182 code for a protein of 349 amino acids. The transcript is spliced from 5 exons.